AUGGCCGAAAACAAUGACCAACGUGACCAAACGGCCAGAAAUCUUGUCCCGUCCAUGUCGUUUCUGCUCCAGCAUCCCGUGACUGGAACCCGUAUCGUGUUCGAUCUGGGCAUGCGAAAGAAUCUGAAGGACUACCCUCCCGACAUUCAACCGCAUCUCAAAACCAGGCAACCCAUCCAUACGGAACCCGAUGUUUCUGAUUCGCUGCGCAAGGGUGCUUUAGGACCCGACGAUAUCGACGCGGUUAUUCUGAGCCAUGUCCACUAUGACCAUGUGGGAAACCCUAAGGACUUUGCUCGGGCGAAGUUCAUCGUCGGCCACGGGACUCGCCACCUUUUAGAACACGGUAUGAAGUACCACUCGGCGGCGAAAUUUGAGAAAGCUCUGCUCCCAGGCGAACGAACCAUUGAACUGGGAACUCAAAAGAACAAAAUGAACCCUCUGCCCAGCUAUGAUACAGAGCUUGCGCUUUCAAACACCCUACCAACACAAGGGCUUGACGCCAUAGUCCCGAAUGUCGACCAUGAGUGGCGGCCAGUCGGCCCCUUUCCCGACGCGGUAGACUUGUUUGGAGACCGGCUUGUCUACAUUGUCGACAGCCCUGGACACCUCAUGGGACACUUGAACGUUCUGACGCGAGUGGCAGAGAAGGGAUGGGUGUACCUUGCCGGCGACGCUUGUCACCACGCCCGGAUACUCGAUGGGCUGACGGACAUGGCUUCAUGGUCCGAGAAUGGGAUGACUGUCUGCAUCCAUGCCGACAAGGAAGUGGCAACGGACACUUUACGCAGGAUUCGAGAACUGAAGACGCAUGGAUUUGAGGGGAGUGUGGUAGAGGUUGUUCUCGCGCAUGAUGCGAAGUGGUUCUGGGAGCAUCAAGAUGCGAUUUGGCCGCGAACUCUCACAGUCACAUAA
Colletotrichum chrysophilum is the source of this 915-nucleotide messenger RNA. RefSeq lists its product as uncharacterized. The transcript is spliced from 2 exons. The record is from RefSeq and is a predicted model, not a curated record. The coding region runs from base 1 to 915 and encodes 304 amino acids. NCBI's taxonomy places the organism in Eukaryota, Fungi, Ascomycota, Sordariomycetes, Glomerellales, Glomerellaceae.